Molecule: messenger RNA, 1323 nt
Organism: Zygosaccharomyces rouxii
Lineage: Eukaryota; Fungi; Ascomycota; Saccharomycetes; Saccharomycetales; Saccharomycetaceae
Gene: UTP6
Product: snoRNA-binding rRNA-processing protein UTP6
Exons: 1
Coding region: 1-1323 (440 amino acids)
Biological process (GO): maturation of SSU-rRNA from tricistronic rRNA transcript (SSU-rRNA, 5.8S rRNA, LSU-rRNA)
Cellular component (GO): Pwp2p-containing subcomplex of 90S preribosome; small-subunit processome
Molecular function (GO): snoRNA binding; protein binding
Source: RefSeq, a predicted model, not a curated record
AUGUCAUCUAAGACCCGUUACCAUUUGGAACAAUGUAUCCCGGAGGUGGAUGAUUUUGUAGAGAAAGGUCUGUUUACCAAGAGUGAAGUUUCAUCGAUUAUGAAGAAAAGAACCGAUUUUGAACACUGUCUGAAUUCCAGGGGCUCUUCGAUCAAGGAUUAUGUGAAGUAUAUUAAUUAUGAGAGUAAUGUGGAUAAACUACGUCAAAAAAGAGUCAGGAGAAUUUUACAAAGUUCCAAAUCCCAUAGCAUCUCAGACUGGUCCAUCGAACGUAGAAUCGAAUUCAUAUUUCAACGUGGUUGUAACAAAUUCCCACAAGACUUAAAAUUUUGGGCCAUGUACCUAAGAUUUAUGAAAAACAGGGGCAACAAGACUUCAUACAAAAAGAUCCAUAAUGUUUACAACCAGCUUCUCAAGUUACACCCCAAUAAUGUGGAAGUUUGGAUAAGUUGUGCGAAAUACGAAUACGAAAAGCAUGCCAAUUUCAAAAGCUGUAGAACGGUUUUCCAAAAUGCAUUGAGAUUCAAUUCUCAUGUACCCAAACUAUGGUAUGAAUAUGUUAAAUUCGAAUUAAACUUUAUAACAAAAUUGAUCAAUAGAAGAAAGGUUAUGGGACUCAUCAAUGAAAGGGAACAAGCCAUGGAUAUGGCUCAGACGAAGGAACAAAAGGAGUCAAAUGAAGACGAUGUUAUGUCUGGUGUAAAGGCACCAUCUACUGGGGAUUCCAUGAAAGAUAGUUUAAACCAAUUGCCUGAAGCCGAUAUGAAUAUGUUGGGUAAUGAAGAGACAAAUCCAGCAUUGCGUGGUGAUAUUGCAUUAACAAUCUUUGAUAUUGCUCUCAAAUCAUUGGGUGAUAACUAUAGAAAGAAACACAUGGGAUACAGCGCGGUAACGUCAGAUUUUGCGGCUUUUGAUAAAGAUAUUGCUAAUGAGACCACGAUCUAUCUUUUUAAUAUUUCCAAAGAAUACAUCCAAUUGUUUGAUCAAUUUUUAGAUCUGCACAGAGAUUAUUUGAUAAAUCACGUCUUACAAAUUUGGAAAGAUAAUGACUUACAACUCACUCAUCCUGAACUAUACGUGGAAGUGGUUUUCGUCGAUGUGACACUGAACGUCAGAUACAUGUCAAUGGAGAACUUUGAUGUGGAUCAAUUACAAUUGGCUGUUAAGAAAUAUUUUGCCUAUAAACCAAAAUUAGGACCUCAAGCAGUAAAAACAUUGAAAUCGCAAAUCACAGAAUUUAUCAGAGAUUCUUAUCUGGAAAAGAUGGAUCCUGAAAACGAUCCAAGAUAUAAGAUUUUGCAAUUAAUCGUGAAAAAACUUUAA